Molecule: messenger RNA, 8581 nt
Organism: Rhea pennata
Lineage: Eukaryota; Metazoa; Chordata; Aves; Rheiformes; Rheidae
Gene: GAS7
Product: growth arrest specific 7
Exons: 14
Coding region: 34-1458 (474 amino acids)
Biological process (GO): actin filament polymerization; neuron projection morphogenesis
Cellular component (GO): actin filament; plasma membrane; cytoplasm
Molecular function (GO): actin filament binding
Source: RefSeq, a predicted model, not a curated record
AGCGGCUCAGAGCGCCCCGCGCCCCGCCGCAGCAUGUCGGGCGCGCGCUGCCAGACGCUGUACCCCUUCUCCGGGGAGCGGCACCGCCAGGGGCUGCGCUUCGCCGCGGGGGAGCUGAUCACGGUGCUGCAGGUGCCGGACGGCGGCUGGUGGGAAGGGCAGAAGGAGGACGGGCUGCGCGGCUGGUUCCCGGCGAGCUACGUGCAGCUGCUGGAGCAGAAACCCAGAAAGGCAACUCCUCAGCCAGGAGAAGAUGCUUUGAACUGCCAUCUUCCCCCUGGCUGGCAGAGCUAUAUGUCUCCCCAGGGCCGCAGGUACUAUGUGAACACCUUCACGAAUGAGACAACUUGGGAGCGGCCAAGCAGCGUGCCUGGGACUCCAAAGAGCCCUGGGACACAGAAGAGCCCUGCAGUGAAUGGCUACCACAUCUCUGGGACCCCAGUACAUCAGCUAGAUUCCAGUCAUAUGAGCCUCCGAAAAACCAGUGGAGACCCCCAGAGCCCCGGGUCCCCGGCCGCGCCGCGGAGGCAGAGCAAGGAGAGCAGCCUGACGAUAAACUGUGUGACCUUCCCCCACCCUGACAUAAUGCCUGAGCAGCAAUUGCUGAAACCUUCAGAAUGGAGCUACUGCGAUUAUUUCUGGGCUGAUAAGAAGGAUUCACAAGGGAACAAUACAGUAUCAGGAUUUGAAAUUCUUCUUCAAAAGCAACUUAAAGGGAAACAAAUGCAGAAAGAAAUGGCAGAAUUUAUUCGAGAAAGAAUAAGGAUUGAGGAAGAGUAUGCCAAGAACCUGUCCAAACUUUCUCAAAACUCCCUGGCUGCUCAAGAAGAAGGAACACUGGGAGAGGCUUGGGCUCAACUAAAGAAGAGUCUAGCUGAUGAAGCAGAGGUUCAUCUCAAAUUUUCUUCUAAGCUUCAGAGCGAGGUAGAGAAACCCCUGCUCAACUUUAGAGAGAACUUUAAGAAAGACAUGAAAAAGUGUGACCAUCAUAUUGCAGACUUACGGAAGCAUCUGGCUAGCCGCUACGCAGCAGUUGAAAAGGCCCGGAAGGCUUUGACAGAGAGACAGAAGGAUCUGGAAAUGAAAACUCAGCAACUAGAGGUGAAGCUCAGCAACAAGACAGAAGAAGAAAUUAAAAAGGCCAGACGGAAGUCUACCCAGGCAGGGGAUGACCUGAUGCGCUGUGUGGAUCUUUACAAUCAAGCCCAGUCCAAGUGGUUUGAGGAAAUGGUGACCACCACUCUGGAACUUGAGAGACUAGAAGUAGAAAGGGUGGAGAUGAUUCGACAGCACCUUUGCCAGUAUACACAGCUGCGGCAUGAGACAGACAUGUUCAACCAAAGUACAGUAGAGCUUGUGGAUCAGUUGCUUCGGAAAGUGGAUCCUGCCAAAGACAGAGAACUGUGGGUAAAAGAACACAAAACUGGAGAUAUCCGACCUGUGGACAUGGAAAUAUAGACUGAUCUAUAGUUAUAUAUGAUGGGUCCACUGAAUUAACCAGGCUAAUUUUUUUUUAAAAGAGUCAGAAGAGCACAGAGAGACGUUUUUUCCACUACCAGACACCUUGUAAUUUAUGCCUUCACAGGCUAUCUCUGUUACACUUAGUCAUUAAAAUGGUCCUCAUUGUGCUAAGCCUUAAAGCACCAAACAUUCCAGGGUUAAGAAACCAGAUGUGUACUUCCCACCAGAGGUUCCCAAUUGCACGCAGCUUCUAGAAGAAAUCUGCUUUCUGGUACAGAGAGCUCUGUUCUUCAGUGACUUUGUGCUACAAUCCUUGCAUGACACUCUUUAUAUAGUAUGUUAAAACAACCAUGCAAUGAGCCUCUGGCUAGCAAGUAGAUAACUAUUUGAACAUGAUGCAAGAAGCAAGGAAGUCAUGAAUCUCAGGUCUGUCACUGACUGCUUACAUGGCCAUCAGCACAUCAAUUAACUUUUCUGGCUCCCCAUCUAUAAUAAACACACUUCUCACAUCAGUGUUGUGAGGAUACAUAUAUUUCAUAUAACAGAAUUUCCCACUGAGACAGUGAGAGGAUGGCCCUUUUCCCAAAAUAGGAAAUAAGGCAAAAGGCAGCAGAGAAGACUCAUGUCCUUCCAGUUUUAUACUCCCUCUCAGGGAUACAUAAACCCAUUAGCUUCUUCAUUUCUGUUCUUGGCCAAUAGGUAGUAAGGUUGAAAGUGUUAUCACCAUUAUUUAUGAGGAAAGACUUGGUUGUGCUAUACCUACCUCAUUAGCUGUCUGAGUGCCCUCAGUGGCAGGAAGAGGUUAUUUACCAUGGAAUAAAUGAGAUGUUCAAAACCUUUCUUGCAUAUGCAGGAUAUUUUCCUACAGUAUCUCCUUAAAAACAGUUUUUUUGCAUCUUGUUUGGGAUCAGGGUUUAAAUUGGCCUCUGUUGGUUCCUUCAGGUGAAUAAUUGCAACCUUUAGAUGCCCUUAAUUAUAAGGUCACUGCUGGGUUCUUGUCUAGCUAGACUAUGAGUUUUAAUCUUUUUAGAGCUUGAUUUUCAAAGGUGUCGUGUAUCCUAGAUUGCUAUUCUAGAUUGCUUCAAAUGUAGAUACAGGUGCCUUUUGCACAAUCACAUUCUUAACCUCAGAGUUUUCCUUUGUCACCCUUACUACACACUGCCACAUUAUUACCAUUGCUCUUGGUACUCUCUAAUGUUCCAAAUCAUUCCCUUCCUGCAAAUGUCUCCUCAGCCUUCUUCUCUGCUGUGAUGCAAACCUUUAUCAGACGUUGGCUGGUUUAGUGUCAUGAUAAUUGCAUGUUUAGAACUGUGUCACUAUGCCAUGGUGUUCCUGACUUUUUUGACCUGAUACCUACCAUAUUGCACUUCAGUUACAUAUUUUUGAAUUUGUGACUAUAAUUUUAUUCUCUAUCUGGGAAGCAUCCAGCACACUAGAACCUGAAUCUCCCCUGCAGGACUCCUGAAAAGACAUUUGCAGUACAAAUAAAAUACGAUUUGUCUAAUUGCCUCUGAGUCUUUGAGCUCCGUUAGACUAAAAAAGUUUCCUAGAUUAUUCUUCUGCUUUUCAAACAGGGAAAUUUUGUGCUGAUCUCCCUUUUUCAAUCUUAUUAUUCAGUCACUGUCUGUCCUCAACACAAGAAAUAAAUGUUUUGGCAUACUGAUGUGUAUUUUUGCUCUCUGUACCUUGCACUUUGGAGGACAGGCGCUCUUUCCCAACCUCACCUCAGCCAAAAAAACCCCCAAACCUUCAACAUCAAAAAGCUACUGGGGUUCUUAAGAACUGAAAUCUCAUGUGAGCCCUGUAUUCUCAGAUGUAUUGUAAUUGAAAUGAGCAAUCUUGAGAACAUCUCACCACAUUUUUGAACUCUUGAUAGCAGAACCAAGCCAGUUAUGCACUUUAUACAGUAUUCUGCUUAAUAGGUAUCUUAAACCAUCUGCUAUCUAUUACAUUUUUUCCCUCUUUUUCAUAGAUAUAUGUUAUUUUACUUAUUUUCAACUGGAAGUAUAGUCCAUUAGCAGAGAUAUCUCUCAGGACUGUUUUUAAGCUGCUCUCAGUUCUCAUUUGUAGUUUCUGAUGAUUUGUAAUUUCUCUACGUAUUUCCAGAGAGUUUUUCUCCAACUACUUCUAGUUUUUGGUCUAUUUGAAAUGUUACAGGAAUGCGUGAGUUGUAUAGGACCACAAUUAUCUUGACGGAAGCUGUAUCUUUUUUUCAUAUCAAUAAUCUAAGGAGAUCACUUGUAGCUAACGUUUGUUUACUGAUGGCUAAUCUUUACCAGACAGAGCGAACUGUCCCAUGGAACUACUGUAUGACAGGUGAAAUACUUCUUAUAUUACAAGACUUUGAUCUGUAAUUGGUGGAAGUGUUAGAAGUUUUGUUGUUAUUAUACGGUUUCCAGUUUAUUUCUGGCAAAGGGAAACCCCUUGCGAUAUCACACUACGGUUACUUGGGAUCAGUGUUAUUUGGCCUAUUCCCUUCUCUAAUGGAUCCUCUAAUGUACUGUAAACACUAUGAUGUCUUGUAAGUUAGGGAAUGCUCAGGACCCUGUGCUUCUGAAUGAACAGCAAGUAUAAAGUAGAUAGUGACAUCUUUGAAGUGGAGCAUGGACCCCUAACUCUUUUUAUUCAUUCUUAAGAAAGUGAUGCUAAGAAUUUUAACAUUCAUACAUUCAUUUUCCAUUGAGUUGCAAAAAUACAGUCAUAUCCAGUUUUUCCUUAUACGUUAAUUCAUCCUAAAUAGCUUUUCUUCUGGACCAAGAUCAAGCUUCAUAUUGUUACAGUAGCAUCUAAAAAGCAUGAUGAUGUUUUAAUGUAAAUGAUUAAUAGGAAUUACAAAAUAAAUGACUGAAUACAUAUUGAUCUCAGGGAUCACCUUAUUUGUCCACAUACCUGGUGGUGGUUUUUAAUGUUUUAGACAUCUACUAGUAUCAGGCUUUCUUUGUUGGUUGACAUACCUACCUUAAAUCUUCAUAUGGCUCUAUGAUCAGAGACCAGAAAGCAACCUUUGGAUGAUGCUAAUCUUUGAUUUAAAAUUGGAGGAAAAAAAAAAAAAAAACGUAAAAAAGUCAAAACAGCAAUGAAAAGAUAAAUGAAAAUCCCUGUUCUCUUUCUGGGAUACUUUUCCCUGUCUGCAGCCCUGCUUGAGCUGCUGAGGGGUAGCUGUACUCCCAUCUGUUGCACAGUUUCUGUAAGCAUUGAAAUUGUUCUUCCUUCCAUGCAUAAGAGGUAGCAUGCAAGCUUGCUCUUGAGUUCCCUUUGUGCUUUAUUCAUCUGUACAAUUUGAUGCUGCAGAAUUAGCUGCUUUUCAUUUACCUCACAGCCACACACUAAUGCCGGUUUGGUUUGUGUUCCUGUUUCUUGACAGUGAGCUGCUACAUUUUUUUGUUGUUUGUUUGUUUGUGUGUUUGUUUGAUUUUCCCUAGCAGGAUUUUUUUGUAAAGCCUUCACAGGAGUCUGGUAAAUGCUCAUUAGCAGUUGUUAUUGCUCAGACCUUCUCAGAGGAUCUUUAAACUCAUCCCUGUCAUUUAAGGCAUUAUUUAAAUAGUUGCUGCAAGUUAAUCUCCUUAGUCUUUUAAGUAGGAACUUACACUGUUCUUUUGACCUGCUCUCUAGAAGUGCUCAGCAUUCAGAUUUUGAGGAAGUCAACAGGGAGUGUAUCGGUGAUAAGACACUUUGAAAAUCAAGCUACAUGACGGCACGGACUUCUUUUUUUCCUUAGGCUUCAAAUAUUUGUAAAAAAUAAACCUUAAGAAACAAAAAUCUCGCUCACUUGAAUGUGUAAGAGCUAGCUGCUAUACAUACAAUUUCCAGCAGCUCCGUGAUAGGCACUGUGUCAGGCUACAUCAGGAGCGCAGUUGUAUAGCAGGGGCCUGCUGGUCUCAUGGUUCUGAUGCCAGCCAUCAGAAUCCACAUCCCAAGGCAAGUGAAAAAGUAACUCUGCCUAUCUGUUUAUUCAGUUGCACACAGGGAGAAAAAGAGCACUGCUUACCCAGCUGGGUCUUUGUCUAUCAAGCACCUUGGAAAUACAAACCAGCACCUUUAAGGGCCCCCCUGGAGUGAGUUGAUAUAACUUCGUGCUGUGAUCAGUCUAUUGCUCCAUUCUGAACAGAAGAAAAAAAAAUGUAUUUUGCACUAGCACAGCCUAUUGGGUCUGUUCCCAGAGAAGAGAGUAAGAGUUGUCUUAGAGGCAAUAUUGUGUGUACUCAGAUUUUCAUUUUAUAAGAAUGCUUCUUCAAAGGACAACAUUAUAAGAGAAGCUUUCAAGAUAAUAAGCUUCCCUGAUCGCUGAGCUUUCAGGAAUGUAUACAGGUGUCUUGCUUCACAGCAUGUGUUUAAAUAAAUGAAGGAAAAGGUCCCAGAGGUAGCGUUAUCCGAAGCAUUGCUACAAAUAAUUCUUGCUAUAUGGGCAUUCUUUCUGUACUAAUACAGUGAGAGGGAAUGGCUGACCGGUGUCCCAGCUCCUCUGCACUGUGGAGUCAUAUGAGGCUUUGCAUAGGAGCCUGCUGGGCCCAUUUAAUAUAACUAGGCAGAUAAUGCUCAUAGGUAAAUUCGAAUAGAAAACAAGCGCAUAAGGCAGUAAAUGUUUAACUGUCCCAAUCAGGUCUGAGCUUCUUGACAACAUACUUGCCUUCCUUAGAGCCCUAGCACAUCCCAGUAACAUGAAAAAUCAGUGACAAAAUGACCCCUUGUGUCCAUUCCUUAAUUCAGGGCUUGCUGGUUAGCACCUGGUCGUGACAGCUGGUCUGAGGCAACACCACGUUGAUACCUGAAGAAUGUUUUUUGGCACUGGGUGUUGGUGUGAUGUCCUGUAGCAUUUCACUGAUCUGACCCUACGUUAGGGAGCGAUAUGUAUCAAGCUUGGCUUACAGGCGUUUUCCAAGAGUUCAGAGCACACAAUCUUUCUGUUACAUAAUGGUGAUGUAUUCUUUCACAUCAUUAAGUCCUUGUCUUUUCUGGAGGACUAUUAUAUAAAUAAUAUUCAUCACUUUGUUUUAUAGUAGAACUUAUUCAUAUAAAUAUGCAGCAUUCAAUUCUGAUUUUUAUUCAUUGUUAGUGUGGCCACACCUCCACCGUGGACCUCCACCAGUUUUCAGGACCUUUUCCUUAAUUUUGAAUUUCAGUAGAACAUCUCUGUUGCUUACAAAAUUUCAUGCUUUUGGAUAUUUUCUGAGCAUGAUGAGUGCUUGUUUUUUUAGAGAAUUUCUUUUUCUAUUUUCUUUUUAUAUUCUUUUCUUGUCAGCCACUGGGUUUGAAAUUGCAAUGACUCCUUUUUGUGCUAUUCGCUGUUCAUUCUUUCUUCCUGGAGAUUUUUUUUCUGAAGGGACCAACACAUAGCACAAUUUGACUUAAAGUUCUAAUUCCAUGCAUUCCUCAGGCAGAAAGUAUUUGUGUCUUACUAAGCAUCUGAUUCUAGCAAUCAUGCACUAAUAAAAACAUUCAGAGACUGAUAAAAGUUACAUUUUAGGUCAAUAGCGUAAUAAUUGCAGGAAAAAAUAUUUACAUAAAUUUGAAACAUUCCAAUUUAAUCCCUUCAACUUACAUUAAGUUGAACUAUUUCUAGGUAUAACGUAAGAGACAAACUCAGUGGAAUUUCGGAACAAAAGCAGUUCAGCUGCUACAUUCAGGUUCGGUGACUGGAUAACACUAUAAUUUUGAAUAAAUAUAGUCUUUCAGGGCCAUUAUUUCACAAAUACCUGAAUAACAGCUUGAACUGCAACUCUGCUAAAAUUCAGCUAGCAGUUCCCCCCAAAGUGCCUCUUUAAAUUGUACCUCAUAAAAUCAUAUAAAAGACAUUGAUUCACCCUAUAAAUUUCCAAAACUCAGGAGCAGCCAGUAUGCACAGAUCUUGCAGGAUUCUCAGCACUCCUUCCUUGCUCUGCACUGUGAAGUCUUUUAGGGUAAUCACACAUCAAGUAAACCUGCCUUUAUUUCACUGAUCAUUUACUGUCAAGCACAAACAUCAUAAAUUCUCAGUGCUGAAAAUGGAGUAGGAAGUGUUAAGAAUAUUAGAUUUAAAAGCAACUCCGUUACAGGACGGUUGCUAACUUAAUCUUCACAUCUUUAAAUACAGGGAUCUCUGCAGAAUAAGCAAGGAAUCCACAUAAAAAAGGUAAAGGGUAUCUUGGAUGUAAGUAGGGCUGUUUUUUUUAAAAAAAAAAACGCACCUUGACUCUUCUCUUUGAAGUGGUUGCUUAAAACAAAUUUUCUGGUACUGGAAGUGUAAAGCUGAUCAGUGCUUCUGGGGAUCUCAUAUCUGCAUGAUAUGACAAUCUUGUCAUUCAAAUUUGGGAAUGUUUGGCUUGAAAUCUCAUGUUCCUUCAGUUUUUGAGAUGAUGACUGAGUCUAAGAAAUUUUCGUGUCUAUUUACCAUUCUAUCACUCCACUGAGGAAGAACACUCUUUAGGGACAGCAACGUCUAUCAUUAUGAAAAAAAAAGCAGGUACUAGUACUGGACAAAUGGCUUCUCAUCCUCCUUAAAUAUUAUCCAUUCUUUCAGCAGUCCAAGACAGAGUGAAAAAUCCAAUUCUAAAAGCAGAGAUUCGAAGGCAGGCCUGAUCAGUAGUCAUAUACUAAAGAGUUUUCUACUAAAAUAAAGUUGCCUAUUUGGUCCUUUUUGUGUAACUUAUACUAAAUGCUUUCCAAGUUUUUAGGAAAGUUGUCUUUUGCCAGUACUAAUGACUUCUUUAUAAAAUUGUUUAACCAAAAUUUUAUAUCUUUCCAUAAAUUUUGGCUGAGUAGACCCCUUAAAUAGUUCAUGUAUCCUGCAACCUCUGUCUGGGUAACUAGUAACUAUUGGAUCAGUGUUUAGAUGAUGAUGUGGCCUUUGUUCAGUAAAGAUACAUGAAGGAAUCACUUACUGAAGAAGUUGAAUGCAGAGAAGAUUUAAGGGGGCAGAUCUUCAGCUAGGGUAAACUGGCCGUUUCAUGGAAGCUAAUUUAUGUCAGCUGUGGAUCUUGUCCUUCAAUGUUGAAGGCAUUGGCUAUAAAUAAUUUUUCUGUCUUAGUGUAAAACAAUUUCAUACGGUUAAACUGUAUUUUCCUAUAUUGUUCUUCAAAUUCCUGUGCACCACAGUGCUCAUCUCAUCUCCUGUAAAAUAAACUGUACAGAGACAUAUUGAGAA